AAGUGACUCAGUCGGUCUCGGUAGUGCCAGCGGGCAGGUGCUAUGUGUGCGGCGUAUUCCUUGUGAGCCGAGAUGACGAGGAAACUCAUUAAGUUCCUAAUUCUGUUCGACAACACCAACCUCCUCUACUUUCCUGGACAGUUCCUCACAGGCCGGGUCCUCGUGGAGCUGAAGGAUGACACUCCGGCACUGGGGCUCCAUUUCCACGUUGUGGGGGAGGGUGUGGUGCGGCUACACAGUCAGAGACAGGAGAGGAUAUACGACCGGGAGAAUUACAUCGACUUCAGGAUGAGACUCCUGGGAGAGCCUGGGCAAGGUCCUGUCCUGUUAUCCCCGGGGAUUCAUAGUUUCCCAUUUAAACUGGGACUGCCAUUGGGAUUACCGUCCACCUUUCUUGGCAAACACGGAUGGGUCCAGUACUUCUGUAAGGCAGCUCUCAGGGAGCCCAACGGUCUUACUCACAAGAACCAGCAGGUCUUCAUAGUCAUGAACCCCAUAGAUCUCAACCUGGAGCCCAGCAUUCUAGCGCAACCGUUCCGGUGCGAGAUAGAGCACAAGCUGGGCGUGAGUUGUGUAAACUCUGGACCUGUGGUCUGUCGCGUGUCGCUGGAUCGGGGAGGCUAUGUCCCCGGCGAGACCAUCGGCAUCUCUGCAACCGUCGAGAACCACAGUAAAGUUACCAUUAAAUUCACCAAGGCUUCACUGACAGAGACAAUCCAGUACAAGGCAAGAGGUAAACUGCUGCAGUCAGAGACACGAGAGCUAGCGUCACUCUCAAGAGGAAAGAUACGACCAGGGGAGAGUGACGAGUGGAGCAACGAACAGCUCUAUGUCCCUCCCCUCCCUCCUACCAAUCUCCGUGGCUGCCAUCUCAUUAAAAUACAGUACGAUGUCUAUUUCAUCAUCGACCCGAAGAGUUUCGAGAAGGAGGUGAAGCUGCAGUUGCCGAUCAUGAUGGCCACUUAUCCUCUGAGGGGAUCAGAGGGAACGUUGCGGAGGAAACAAGGAACCCACUAUCCCUCCACACUACCCAUCUUUCGCCCCUGGCUCGACGAGAAAACCUUCCAGUGAUUAUGACUACAAAAUUAUGUUUUGUAGUUAGAUAACACUUAAUUAAUUUUCAACCAUUUGGUUGCAUCAGAGACUUAUAUUGAAUUAGAUAUGUAAUUCUUCAAUUUAAAAUUAAACUAUAUUAUUUAGUAUGAUCAAAUAUACAGCUAACUUACUAUAAUCAGGUGAUUAUCAGUUCAAUUACCUACAGGAAUAUCAUAGUUUCAAGCCUUGUCAAAAGCACAUUGUGUAUGUUAUACUUACAAAGCAAAAUAAUUCGAUAACAAGCCUACUUUAGUGAAGUUUUCUCUAAAACAUGACCAAGAAAAUAUUAAUAAGUAUGCUGCUUCAUAUACAUUAAAUACAUUUUUCACAACCCUAAUAAAGAAAAGAAUUUUUUUAUCCUGUACAGCUGACAAAAGUAGAAGUGUGAAAAAAUUAAUAGCAUAUACUAAUUUUGCUUAGUAUGUUCCAUAGGCUUAGCUAUUUUAUACAUUGUUAUUACAGUACUACUUUUAUUGUAAUGUUUAUUUAUUUUGUACAUACCAUUAUCAGUGGCAUAACCAGGAUUUUCAAGGGGAGUUUACCAGGAACAUUCCUAGCAUAAUAUCAUGAUUGUUGUCUCAAAUCAAGAAUAAAUAGCUAGUUGGCAAUUGUUACAUUGAUAUAGAGUGAAUUGAUUAUUUGUAAUUUCUUGUCUCUACGUUAUUAUUCUGAGAUCCUCAUAAUGACAAUUCAUGGAGGCCAUGUAACCUUUAUAAACCCUUUUGGUUAUGCCACUGAGCAUUAAAGUAUACUUUACUGCUACUAACCUCUAUUUAUGAAGGCAACAUGCACCUUUUCUCAGUUGUUUUAAUAGUAAAUCAGAAGAGUAAUUAAAAAACAUGAAAAAGCUUAUUUCUAAUAAUGAGCGAAGCUAUUUCUUUUGUUGAAUAACUGAAUAGGUCAAGCAUAUGUCCAGUUACGGAUCACAAAAUGGUGCAGAAGAUAAGGUCAUUUGAAAACCUUGUUACUACUUCAAAUAAAAAGCUUUGGGAAGUAUAUUAUUCUCUUCAGUGUAUAAUUUAUUUCAUAUGUUUAUUUUUCAAUGAACAAAUAGUAAUCUUACUAACCUAUUUUUUUCUUAAUUCAAAAUUGUUUUAUUUACUUAACUUUUUAUUACAAGUUGCUGAUAGCAAGAAAAACCCGAUUGUUCCAUAGCAUAUUGGUGCCAUGCUUGUCAAUACUGAGGUUUGGCUGCAUCUUCCUAUUUAAUUUUUUUUGUUUUAUUUCACAAAAUGAAACAGGACUAAUUACUACUGUACUCUUUAAUGUUAACUCAGCCACAUCAUGUCUAAUAUCUUCUAGGCUGUUAACUUGUUCAAAAUCUAAUAAGGCUUUGAAUGACUUUCCCUAGGAGCAAUUAGAUCAAUCAUAAUAAUAUUAUUUUUAGUUAUCUAUAAUUAUAAAGUUUAAUUUUAAAAUAUACAGACAUAUUCAAUAAGUAUAAGCAUAUAUUAGUUGUCACGUAAUAAAUACCAUAAUACAUAUAACUGUUAAAAUAUUAAGCAGAUGAAAUAAAUUUAUUUUUCAAGAUUU
Messenger RNA from Homalodisca vitripennis (glassy-winged sharpshooter), 2628 nucleotides. It is a transcript of the gene Vdup1, whose product is annotated as arrestin domain-containing protein 4. Bases 73 to 1071 code for a protein of 332 amino acids. The transcript has 6 exons. NCBI's taxonomy places the organism in Eukaryota, Metazoa, Arthropoda, Insecta, Hemiptera, Cicadellidae. Gene Ontology annotation, cellular component: cytoplasm. Gene Ontology annotation, biological process: protein transport. The record is from RefSeq and is a predicted model, not a curated record.